AUGGAGGCUGCAACCGUCGCAGCGGACUUUGAAAAGCUAUUCCGUCUAACUCGUGUCGCAGCAGGAAAGAGGCAGACAUCAGAUCCAUUGUUGCGUAGCACCACAGGCCAACUUAUUCAGGGAACCGAGCAAAAAAUGCAAAGCGUCACCUUGGCACGUUUCGGUACUAUNCCACGAUCCGCCAAUAAACGUCUACGACUCCCACGAGUGUUUUUGUCUACCUCGGACAACGAGACACUAGGAGGUCGCGCGCAUAUUGAGACUCGUAAGAAGACAUACUGGCAAGCUGUCAACGCCGGUUAG
Molecule: messenger RNA, 303 nt
Organism: Echinostoma caproni
Lineage: Eukaryota; Metazoa; Platyhelminthes; Trematoda; Plagiorchiida; Echinostomatidae
Source: the annotation of a GenBank genome assembly